AUGGCACAAGAAUCCCAAUCAAACCCUCUUCCACCACCACCUCCCAAAUGGGUCAUAAACCUCAACUCUCCUCCCCGGCGCAAAGCGAACAACACCCACAUUACCAAUCCACCAGGCUACACUGAAGCCAGCAGCGGCAAGCGCAAUGCCGCCUCGUCCAAAACCCCAGCCCGCAAACCCCCAAGCACCGCCGAAACCGACACGCUCAAGCUGAAAAAGUCCUGGGAACUCGCCCUCGCGCCGGCCAAAGCCUUACCCAUGAACGCAAUCAUGAUGUACAUGUCCGGCAACUCGCUGCAGAUUUUCAGCAUAAUGAUGGUCUUCAUGCUGUUCAAAAACCCGAUCACCGGCAUCUUUACAACGAAUGAAGUGUUCAGGCGCUUUGAAUCCGAGGGGACGAGGAAGCAGCUAUGGGUGGUCAAGGCGUGCUACGUGCUGAUGAACUGCGUGGCGCUGGCAUUGGGGGUUUGGAAGGUGAAUGGCAUGGGGCUACUCCCUACGACAAGGAGUGACUGGUUGGCUUGGGAGACGGAGAGGCAGCCGUUGGAGAGGGUCAUUUUUGCUUUUAGAUAA
Letharia columbiana is the source of this 573-nucleotide messenger RNA. RefSeq lists its product as uncharacterized. Gene Ontology annotation, cellular component: EMC complex. NCBI's taxonomy places the organism in Eukaryota, Fungi, Ascomycota, Lecanoromycetes, Lecanorales, Parmeliaceae. The transcript has 2 exons. Gene Ontology annotation, biological process: protein folding in endoplasmic reticulum. The coding region runs from base 1 to 573 and encodes 190 amino acids. The record is from RefSeq and is a predicted model, not a curated record.